CUCGAUACGGAACAUCAGUUCACGAUUAAUCGUACGUCACUUCCGCCUCGGUAGCAGCAGAACAAAAUGGCGGCUGUGUUGGAGCGAGUAGAUGGAUGUGUCGCUCCAGCGGAUUCGGACUCGUUGACGCCGCGUCAGAGCAGCCCCCUGCCCGAGCAGCACCAGAACAACCCUCUGCUUGGACUGCCCAUCGUUGCGAUCGAGGCAAUCCUCAACUUCCUGUCCUAUGACGAGAUCAGCCUUCUGCGCGCGGUGUGCAAGCGUAUGGACAUGAUCUGCCAGCGCGUCCUGAACCAAGGCUUUCUGAAAGUGGAGCGGUACCACAGUCUUUGCCAGAGACAAGUAAAAGCCCAGUUGCCCAGGCGGGAGUCUGAAAGAAGGAACCACUCCCUGGCUCGUCAUGCGGACAUCCUGGCAGCUGUAGAGACCCGCCUCUCUCUGCUUAACAUGACAUUCAUGAAGUAUGUGGACUCCAACCUCUGCUGUUUCAUUCCUGGAAAGGUCAUCGAUGAGAUUUACCGUGUGCUGCGCUAUGUGAACUCUACCCGAGCCCCCCAGAGAGCUCACGAAGUUCUUCAGGAGUUGAGGGACAUCUCAUCCAUGGCCAUGGAGUACUUUGAUGAGAAAAUUGUCCCCAUUCUAAAAAAAAAACUACCAGGAACGGAUCUGUCCGGCCGCCUCAUCGGCUCUGCUCCAGUGGCUGGACCAUCCACAUCACUGACCACCAUGUCCCUGCUGGCCAAGAACACGCCGUCGCGCUCUGAGAUGACAAAGGUGCAGCAGCAGGUGAAGGUAAACGGCGCCUCCAUGACGGCUCUGCGCAGAGAAAUGCAGGAGGUGCGGAUGAAGCAGCUGGAGCAGCAGAAGCAGCUGCAGGACCAGGAGCAGAAGCUGCUGGAGCAGAGUCAAGUGAUCGCAGAGCAGAACGCUCGCCUCGGUGAGCUGGAGCACAAGCUCCGGGAGAUCCUGGACAGCCGCGCUGCCACCAUGGGGAGGAGGGGGUCUACCGCCGCCGUCUCCACGUCUUCUGCUGUGGCGAGCACGCCUGCCACCGCGCUGACUGAUAGCCGAGCCUCACUCGCAGGAGCAGACGACAGCUCGUCGCUGAAGCGAGCCCAGAGCCCAGAGACCUCAGAGCUUCCCCGACAGUCAAAGCGACUGCGCCAGAGGAAGUGAGGCUGGAUGCUCUGCCCGUUGUUUGUGUCCAAGUCUUAACUCGCAUAUCAACACCCCCCAGUGAUCCUAAACCAUCAACCGUCUGUCUCAACAGCCAGUCUUUGCAUAUGGAUCUUCAAGGAUGAUGGCUGCACCGCUUUGUCUGCUUUGUUUGACUGAGGCCUCAGGAGUCGGCAAUUCAACUUUUAGAUUCUCCUGACUCAAGUGUGAACAUUUGAAUGAUUGAAAAUACCAAAAAAACAUGUUUCUCUAGAAGCUGAAUCCACAGGUAACUGCAGAUCCACUUGAGGGUCUGUAGGAGGUUGUGCUGACUUAAACCUCUGGUUUGGAAGCCAGCGGCAGGAAUGAUGCUCAAAAUGACCUUUUCACCUGCUCUCUGAUCUGAAUCAGAAUAUUUUGUUUAGGACAGAAAUUAGAGAAUCGUAAAGUUCAGAUCCUCCUCAAGACUGUCGAGACACUUUUGGUCUGUUUGUAGAGCUCCAUCCGAGACCUCAGUCUCUGUGUCAAAACUGGGCCAGCCUAGAAAUGUUUUGCACGAAUCAACGCACCCGUUUGGAAGAAAACCUUUUGGUUCAAAACACUUUAACAAGAAGUAGAAAUUCUUAAGCCCUGCCUUGGAGGAUUGAUGGUUACACCACUGGAAGAGGUGAAGAACACUGGAAGAACGAGUGGCUGAAGAACUUGUUUGUCUUUCUACUUUCUUGUUUAAAGCAUCACCGUGGCCCACGUGCACAUGUGCAUUGGGCCUCCUCUGAGUCGUCAUUUUCAUUAAAAAAAAACGUUCUCUUCAUGUUUUUGAAGCUGUGGAUGAAUUCUCAUGUAUGUGAAGGACAUUUCAGUCAGAUGUAUCUAUUAAAUCUUAAUAUAAGGAUGCCUGCA
Messenger RNA from Oryzias melastigma (Indian medaka), 2055 nucleotides. It is a transcript of the gene fbxo28, whose product is annotated as F-box protein 28. The coding region runs from base 67 to 1176 and encodes 369 amino acids. The transcript has 5 exons. NCBI's taxonomy places the organism in Eukaryota, Metazoa, Chordata, Actinopteri, Beloniformes, Adrianichthyidae. The record is from RefSeq and is a predicted model, not a curated record. Gene Ontology annotation, molecular function: protein binding. Gene Ontology annotation, biological process: protein polyubiquitination.